This is a messenger RNA of Diachasmimorpha longicaudata, 1546 nucleotides long. It is a transcript of the gene Gnmt, whose product is annotated as glycine N-methyltransferase. The record is from RefSeq and is a predicted model, not a curated record. Gene Ontology annotation, molecular function: glycine N-methyltransferase activity; S-adenosyl-L-methionine binding; glycine binding. Gene Ontology annotation, cellular component: cytosol. Bases 138 to 1136 code for a protein of 332 amino acids. The transcript has 4 exons. Gene Ontology annotation, biological process: protein homotetramerization; regulation of gluconeogenesis; S-adenosylmethionine metabolic process. Lineage: Eukaryota; Metazoa; Arthropoda; Insecta; Hymenoptera; Braconidae.
AUUUUUUACAGAUGGUGAAAUCAGUUUGUAACGAUUCAAUAUCGACGUCCAAAUUCAGACCUGCAUAUUUCAAAUAAUAAAAUUAUUGUUAAAUGGCCAGAAAUUGGGGGACAAAUAACGUUUAAACGAAAACUCUGAUGCCCUACGAUAGAAUAGAACAGCCUCUGACUGGCAAAAACCAACUUCUUGGACAUCCUAAGGGUUUACUAACUACCUUACGGAUCUUACGUGGAAAUUACCUGACUAGAUAUUUUAUCCUUGAAAUAAAUAUGAAUGACGAAGUGUUCGUUACCCGCUCUCGUGGAGCAGCUGCCGAGGGUGUGAAGGACCAAUAUGCAGAUGGAAAAGCCGCGAGGGUCUGGAGUAUGUACAUCGGUGACAAGAAAAAACGAACACAGAAUUACAAAGAUUUUCUCGUUGGAAUUUUAAGAGGGAAGGGAUGCAAGAGGAUACUUGAUGUUGCCUGUGGUACUGGGGUUGACUCUGUGAUGCUUUUGGAAGAGGGAUUCGAGGUUGUCAGUGUCGAUGCCUCUGACAAGAUGUUGAAAUAUGCGUUAAAAUCGAGAUGGGAACGGAGAAAAGAACACGCCUUUGACAAUUGGGUUAUUGAAGAGGCGAAUUGGUUAACGUUGACUGAUGACAUUGCUGAUAUAAUUGGGGAUGGAUUUGAUGCCGUCAUAUGCUUGGGUAACAGCUUCGCCCACAUGCCUGAUAAUUUUGGAGAUCAGCGGGAACAGAAACAGGCCCUGAGGAAUUUUGAGCAAUGCGUGAGGCCCGGUGGACUGUUACUCAUUGAUCAUCGGAAUUAUGAUCACAUUAUUAGCAGUGGAGAGACUCAGAUUAAGUGCAUCUACUACAGCAAUGAACACAUAACAGACAUAAAAACCUCGGUUCUGUUGGUCGCUGGAAAACCCCAGAUGGUUAUCAUGGAUUAUAUGGUAACAUUAGACAAUGGCAAAGACAAUACCAGCGAUUUUCGUCUGUCCUACUACCCUCAUCUCCUCGAAGUUUUUCACAACAUGCUGGCAGAAACAUUUGGACCGAAUGCUAAACACAAUAUUUAUGCUGACUUUUUACCUCUCGAGGUAAACACCACUCCAGGGUUUUAUAUUCACAUGUUAGAAAAAAGUAUGUGAGCUCUAAUUUUCAAAUAUCGAUAAAUCAUCGAUAGACAUGCGAAGGGAUUUUCCAACAUAAGACUGAUAAAAUGUCAAGUGUUCACAACUUUGAUAAUGAAUAAAAACCGUGAAAGUGAAGAACAUGAAUUUAUUGAAAAUAAAAAUAAAAAAACAACUGGUGAUAAUGAUCAUAAUCUGUUGCUUGCUCCAAUGAACUUGUCUUCUGUCUCUAUCUCAUUGAGAAUGAGAAGCCUUGAAGGAAGAGUUCUGUGUACAUUGUCUAGGGGAUAAUUCAGUGGGAAGAAAGUCAUGUGAUCGGUCAUUUUCAUUUCGAUUUCAUGUUUUAUUAGAUAUGUACGGUAAACGUACAUAAACUUGAUUUUUAGAGUAUUUUGUAUAAAUAGUAAAUAUACACGUUGGAAAGCCAA